Molecule: messenger RNA, 2388 nt
Organism: Sinocyclocheilus rhinocerous
Lineage: Eukaryota; Metazoa; Chordata; Actinopteri; Cypriniformes; Cyprinidae
Product: synembryn-A-like
Exons: 10
Coding region: 143-1705 (520 amino acids)
Biological process (GO): G protein-coupled receptor signaling pathway
Cellular component (GO): plasma membrane; cytoplasm
Molecular function (GO): G-protein alpha-subunit binding; guanyl-nucleotide exchange factor activity
Source: RefSeq, a predicted model, not a curated record
ACUACAAAUCCCAUGAUUCCAAUGCUUCUUUAAUCGCAUCAUCCAGGAGCUACUGGAUCGCUUCGGGUAAAACUGGAGGAUUGAAGCUGAUUGUGUUUACAUGAUUUUUGGCUCUUCCUGAAAGCAGAAGGGUGGAACAGCGAUGAAAAUGGACUUAAAUGCCAUCAUAGAGAAGAUGGAAACAGGCGAUCAGGACGCCGCACUGACAGCUCUACAGACCUUUAAUAAGGAGAAAUCACAGUGUUUUUCAUUUAACUCUGGGGAGGAGGAAGACAGAGAGCGUCUGGGCGAGUUAGUGCUGGGCUUCCUGGAGAGAGACCUCCAGCCGUCCUGUCAGCUGGCCUGCUUGGAAACCAUCCGCAUCCUGUCCCGUGACAAGAAGAGCCUGGCUCCCUUUGCCACCCGCCACGCCAUGCAGAUCCUGAUCCGACAUGCUGGCCUUGGUCAGGGUGAGGGCGUCACGCCCGAGAUCCCGGACCUGGAAGUGAUCGUGGAGGCCCUGAAGUGCUUGUGUAACAUCGUGUUCAACAGCGAGGCGGCUCAGGAGGCGGGAGCGGAGCUCCAGCUGAUCGUGGGAUUGGCCGAGAGGCUGAAACAGUGCCGUGAACCGCAGUGGAACCACGACGUGCGAUUCUUCGACCUGCGCCUCACGUUCCUGAUCACCGCCCUGCGUGUGGAUAUAAGAGCCCAGCUGGCACGUAAGCUGCGGGGUGUUAGUCUGCUGUCGGAGGCUCUGGAUGCCACGCUCGGUCUCUGCUGGCCCGACAGUUACGAGGUGGCACGUGCAGGCUUUGACGGCUGCUCAGAGCUGCCCCCGCUGGGGAGGCAGGAGACGGAGCGAGCCAUGGAGAUCCUGAAGAUCCUCUUUAACGUCACCUUUGAUUGCAACAGCCGUAAGGUGGAUGAGGAGGAAGCAGCCACUUACAGACACCUGGGUGCUAUACUGAGACACUGCAUCAUGAGCACCUCAGAGGGAGAAGAGCGCACGGAGGAGAUGCACAGCCACACGGUGAACCUUCUGGGGAACCUGCCGCUUCCGUGUCUUGACGUCUUGCUGAUGCCUAAAGUCCAGCAGGGCUCUAUCGAGUACAUGGGCGUCAACAUGGACGCCGUCAAGGUGCUGGUGGAGUUUAUGGAGAAAAGACUCGACCGGGGAAACAAGCUGAAAGAAACACUGCUACCCUCGUUAAAUCUACUAACGGAAAGCGCUCGCAUCCACAGAGAGACCAGGAAGUUUUUACGAAUUAAGGUGCUUCCACCAUUACGAGAUGUCAAAAACAGACCUGAGGUCGGGCACGCUCUACGGAACAAGCUAGUCCGUCUAAUGACACACAUAGACACAGACGUGAAGCACUGUGCGGCUGAGUUCCUGUUUGUGCUGUGCAAGGAGAGUGUUUCCAGGUUUAUCAAGUACACAAUGACCCCUUUAAUACUUUUUGUCUUGUACAGCAUCAAUCCAGUGACCGGCCGUGUGGAGGAGGAGCAGCCUAACCCUAUGGAGGGAAUGACUGAAGAACAGAAAGAAUACGAAGCCAUGAAACUGGUCAACAUGUUCGAUAAACUCUCCAGGGAGCAGCUGAUCCAGCCAAUGAAAAUCGGAGCUGAUGGUAAAAUGACUUCAUUGGAGCCACAAGAGCUUCAUUAUUUAGCCAGCCAACAGUUUGGAGAGUCCAAUAAUUCUGACAGCGACAGUGACACAAACUAAUUCUCCUGAAAUGAGUCUCGAGUCUUUUAACAGGAAGGAUAGGAUUGUUUAUUUAAUUCUAAUCAAAAGUAGAAGCUUAUGGUGAGUCAUAUAAAAGAAUUGAAUCGUUUGACACUCGAAGAUUUAAAUGCUUUGUUUUUAUUCCAAAGGAAAACACUUGGUGAUUGUUAUUUCGUAAUUCAGGUUUAUUGUAUUGGCCUGUCUUUUCUGUACAAUGACAAUGAAAACAAGGCUUGGUUGCACAGUGCUAGUUUAUUCAUAUAGCAGGAUUCAUGUCAAGUUAUACAUCACAGAUUUUAUUUUUCAUUUAGAACGUGGUCUGAGAAGAAAACAAAUGUGGCACUGGGUGAUGACAGUGACGGAGCCUUGAUAUUUAUUUAUUCAUUCAUUUGGUUUUAGGAUGAGCUGAGAUUUUUAAGUUACAAUAAAUAUCUAGUUUAUGAGAUGUGAUAAUUUAUGAGGAACGACAGUUCAGCAUUUUUUUUGUUUUACCCAGGAGCAUAUAAAGCCUCCUGUGAUCAACUUUUCUUUUGUUCUGUGUGGUAAAAGGAUGAAUUACUGUAUAUUGUUGUUGGUGGCCCGUGUAGUUAUGUGUGAAUGACUGAAGGGAAUGUUGAAUCAUUUAUAUCACAUUAUGUUUAAAGAAAUUUAUUGUGAGAUGAUAAUAAAAGAGCUGAAUUUGU